AUGGGGAAGUACUUCCACUUGUAUGAGAACAUCUCCAACAUCAGCCCUUUCGAGGGGCCACAGUACUACUUGGCACCUUUAUGGGCUUUCUAUCUGCAAGCUGCCUUCAUGGGCACUGUCUUCUUUGUUGGAACACCUCUAAACUUCGUUGUUCUACUUGUGACAGUGAAAUACAAGAAACUGAGGCAGCCCUUGAACUACAUCCUGGUCAAUAUUUCUUUUGCUGGCUUCUUAGCCUUGAUAUUCUCAGUGUUUCAAGUGUUCAUUGCCAGUUGCAGAGGAUACUUUUUCCAGGGCCCUUUUGCUUGUGGUGUAGAAACAUGGAUUGGAUCUGUAGCAGGAUUGGUGACAGGAUGGUCCUUGGCUGUCCUUGCCUUGGAGAGAUAUGUGGUCAUCUGCAAACCUUUAGGCCAGUUCAAGUUUGGGAGCAGCCAGGCUGGGGCAGCUGUGGCCUUCACCUGGUUCAUGGGAAUUGCAUGUUCCACCCCACCAUUCUUUGGCUGGAGCAGGUUCAUUCCUGAGGGUCUGGGUUGCUCCUGUGGACCUGACUGGUACACUCACAAUGAAGAGUACCACUGCACAAGCUACACCUACUUCCUGAUUGUGACCUGCUUCAUAAUGCCCAUGACCAUCAUUAUCUUCUCUUACGCCCAACUUCUGGGUGCACUGCGAGCUGUGGCAGCUCAGCAGGCUGAAUCAGCCUCCACUCAGAAGGCUGAGAAGGAAGUCUCCAGGAUGGUCAUUGUGAUGGUGGGCUCCUUUGUAGUGUGCUAUGCCCCCUAUGCUAUUACAGCAAUGUGGUUUGGCAUUGCGGAUGAUAAAAACAAAGAUUAUCGCAUGGUCACCAUCCCAGCAUUCUUUACGAAGAGUUCCUGUGUAUAUAAUCCUCUAAUCUAUGCCUUCAUGAACAAACAGUUCAAUGCGUGCAUCAUGGAGACAGUAUUUGGGAAGAAGAUGGAGGAGACAUCUGAGGUGUCCUCCAAGACUGAAACCUCCACAGUCUCCACUGCAUAAGGCCUGCCAGCUGAGUUGCUAUGUAAAACGGGCAACAGGCAUGAUCCUUCCCAACAUGCAGUUCUCCCACAUACUCAAUGUCUGAUAUAAGUCUACAGUAUAUCCUUAUACAUGCCUCGUUUUCCCACAAAAAUGCUGCUAUCAAGAUGAUAAUAUUGCUUGAUAUAUUCUGUUACUUUUAAAGCUUAGUAUACAUUGCAAAUGUCAAUAAGGUCAAAAAGCAAAAGGUCAAAAUUAAAUAAAUGAAAAGAAGAAUUAUGUUUCAAUAACUUUUACUUUCACAGAAAGCAGUACAUGAGAAACACCAAGAAAAAUCAUAUUGUGGAAACUUAGUCUGUGAAACCUUUUGUAAUCGCCUUAUGCAAAAAUAAAUGUUGUUUGUGUAUGUACAUUGUCGGUCCAUUUGAAACUGAAGGCCAAUAUCUUUAAAAAAAAAAGUUUUUCUUUACAGGAUAAGCUUUGUGAUACAUAGCAUUCACCAGG
Molecule: messenger RNA, 1497 nt
Organism: Hypomesus transpacificus
Lineage: Eukaryota; Metazoa; Chordata; Actinopteri; Osmeriformes; Osmeridae
Product: putative violet-sensitive opsin
Exons: 5
Coding region: 1-1014 (337 amino acids)
Biological process (GO): visual perception; phototransduction; G protein-coupled receptor signaling pathway
Cellular component (GO): photoreceptor outer segment; membrane
Molecular function (GO): G protein-coupled receptor activity
Source: RefSeq, a predicted model, not a curated record